CAAGAUGGCGGCGGCGAUGGUAAAAUAUGUGGUCCAAGGUUUGUGGAGGAAACAGCUUUUAACAGCAAGAAUUUGUACAAGUUUAACAGCUCAACCAACAUUUUUAUUUUCAAGUGAAUCAGGUGGUGGAGAGCAGAAGCUUUGUCAAGGUAUAAAUUACUUAAAAGAUGGAUCUGACCCACCUCUGUUACCAGACAGCGAAUAUCCUGACUGGCUGUGGGAAGUUCUUCAACCAAAACAACCAGUGGACGAAGAGCCAGAUGACUUAAACAACAAAACUUAUUGGAGAAGAUUAAGAAAAAUAAGAUUGAGACAGGCAAAUGCAUCCAGGAAGAAAAAGAAGUGAACAUAAUUUUUUUGAUGGCUGUAAGACCAAGGUUCCCAAUAGCAAGGUGUUUCAGGGGUAUAGGAAGCCCUUAAAACAAAAAUUAUCGGAGACAGCAGAAUCAGUGUAAGAAGAAUGUUUCUAAGAUACCUGAUUCAAACUAUAAGGGGGACAAAAUAAUUUUGUUUUAACCCCUGAGUUGAUAAGUAACAUAAUUGGCUACUAUUGCCCUUCAUCAGAGCAAAGCUGCGCUGACAUUGGUCUAACGCUCAAGGUGUACACUUUAUAAACCCUUUAGGGUGGCCAAGUUACAUGAUCAGUUAUCUUCUAUAUCCCCCCACUAGCACAGUUACAAAGUUGAUUUGAAGGAAAUGUUUUCAUGCUGUUCAACUUUGUCAAAAACUGCCUGAGGUCUUUCAGUGGAGUUGAAAUGGGAAUUAGUUUCUCUCCAUAGAUUCAUGCUAACUUAUGUCCACUGAAUAUGUCUGGGUAGCCAGUCACUUUCUUCACAGGCUAUACUCGAUAAUAUUGGGUUCUUGUGGGCAACUUCAUUUCCUUCCUUAAAUUAUUUCUCCUGAAGUGAUUUGUUUUAAGACACAACAAAUUAACUUCUGGAUCUAACAAGCUUUCAACUGCAUUUUUUUCAUCUUAAUGUUAUGAUACUGUACCCUGUUGUCAUGAAAAUAAUAAAUAAGUAAAACGGCAAACCAGACACAAAUUCCAAGAACUUUAUUUAAUUUUAAAGUUUUUGCAAAUGUUAGCAGUCUUUUAACAAAAGAAGAGGCAUGAAAGGUAUGCACAUGCAAAACUAGGCAGCUGUUGACCUUAGGGAGGGAUUUUUUACAAUACACUCAAUCUUUUAAAACUUAUCUUACAUUAAAAAAGAUUCACUCUUUAUCAUCA
This is a messenger RNA of Stylophora pistillata, 1228 nucleotides long. RefSeq lists its product as uncharacterized. Gene Ontology annotation, molecular function: structural constituent of ribosome. Lineage: Eukaryota; Metazoa; Cnidaria; Anthozoa; Scleractinia; Pocilloporidae. Gene Ontology annotation, cellular component: mitochondrial large ribosomal subunit. The record is from RefSeq and is a predicted model, not a curated record.